Acipenser ruthenus (sterlet) is the source of this 4240-nucleotide messenger RNA. Its product is annotated as BEN domain-containing protein 2-like. The coding region runs from base 168 to 1961 and encodes 597 amino acids. Lineage: Eukaryota; Metazoa; Chordata; Actinopteri; Acipenseriformes; Acipenseridae. Gene Ontology annotation, molecular function: DNA binding. The transcript is spliced from 11 exons. Gene Ontology annotation, cellular component: nucleus. The record is from RefSeq and is a predicted model, not a curated record.
UUUUACUCGUGUAUCUUUCUUUAAAAGAGUUACAUAAACUAUUUCAGCGUAAUCAUGUUUAUUCUUUUGUGCACCGAAACACACAUCCAGGUGCUGGCUUUUCAGUCGGCUCCACUUCUCUCUGAUUGGGUGGUGAUGUAUCCGUUCACAACGUAGCCUGGAGUUGGAUGUCAUGUGUGCACCUUGCACUGCAUCAGCGUCAGCCAUGUCUACUUUUUAUUCCACAGUACUGCAGAAGAUAUUGUUAUCAUCAGACUGAAGCUCCGGGCAUAUUGUUGAGCUCAAAGGUACUGCAGAACAGAUACAGCUUUAGCACUAGAAGAAAAAGCAACUCCUCAUCGGCAACAACUAGCAUGGUCUCAGAACUGCCUGAAGAACCAGUGUGCAAUGCGAUUCCAGGUGUUGUUUAUGAAUACCAGCCUAAAUAUGAUCAGUAUGGCAUUUCUGGAGAUUAUUACAGUGUUGAUCAACAGAGAACACUGGGGGAGAUCCUCACCUACUGCCAGGUCAUGUAUGAUGCCAUCCGGAAGCUCGAUCAGAAAUUUGACCAACUCCAAGCGAAAGUCACAAAUGUGCAGGCUGUGCAUUUGGGUCCCUCGCUGUUAAAAAAAAAACCAGUGGUACCUCCCAGUACAGACGUUGAUGAGGUCCACAUACAGGUCUCUCCCGAGGGCAAUGCUGGGCUGACGAUGCCUCAGCAGAUCCAGACAUGCCCCCCUUUCUUCCAGCACCAAGUUGGUGCUGAGCAGCCUGAUAUCGUAUCUCCAGCUCCCAGCGUCCACAGCCCUUCACUGGUGCUACCUUUCCAGUCCCCAAAUCAGCACAGUGUGCAUCUACACUCCAUCGUCUCUACCGAUUUCACAGCACAGGACCCAGAGCCCUGCCACAGCAUUGGUGAGGCCAGCAGAGAUCAUCUGUUAGAGGAGGCUGAUGUCAAAGCCAGACACAAGACCAAACAAGUUGGCCAGCCUUCGAGACGCUCCUGUACCAGUCCAGACAGACCAGGGCUGCCAGACAUGGAUGAUACUUCUUUCUCAAUCCCUGCUGCUUCCAUUCUGCACACAGAGUUGAUUGGGGACCCUGGACGAAAGGUUACAAUUCCUACGAAUGUGCUGCAGAAACUUUCCCAAAAAACAAAUCCGAGGAACACUGUGCGAUUCCUGCUGCGUGCCCUGUUCUCUAUCGAAACUCUGACCUGCAGCAAUGUAAUGGGGGACGUGGGGCGAGGGCUCAGCAAACUAGACCCCAAUAAAAUAGCAGCUAUGAGAGAAUGGCUUGUUGAAAGAUUUCCGAGUUACGAUCUGCGGGAAAAAGGGAGAGACUGGAGGGCCUGCAUUUCAAUCAUAAAUUCCGCUGUGAGGCAAAUGCGCUUUGAAGCAAGAAAACUUAGAAAACUUCAGAUGAACUCAACUGGACAAGCAAAUCCACCAGGAGAGACCCCUCACAAUGAGAAAGAUGAACAAAGAGAAGGAGACAGAACAGAAGAGCAGCCGUUGGGAAUGGUGGAGGCAGCUGAGAUCUGUGUGGAGCUGGAAUCUGACAGUGAGGAAGAGUACAGCUCCCUACCAGUCCUGGAGAGUCCGAAGCUGUUCAGUGAGGAGUCUGUCGAGUAUCUUGGUAACCCCAUGAGAGGAGUCAGGGUGGCCCACUCUGUGAUGCUUGCAGCCAGGCAGAAGAGGAAGCCAGAGUCUGCAGCUCGUUUCCUCAUCAGACACAUAUUCCCUGACCGAGUGCUGCUGAAAAGCAACGUGCACGGGAGCAAGGAGCGAGGCAUCCCUGCCCUGGAUUUCAGCAAGAUCAGUGCACUGCGAGAGUUCCUCAAAGAGCAAUUCCCUGAGUUCAAGCUGAAUGAAGAUGGAUAUGAUUGGAAAGUGUGUGUGAUUGCCAUGAACGCCACUAUCCGCAGGUUCAGAUACGACCUGCAAAAGUUCAAAAGAAUGACCAGAGCUGACAGCCGCUAGGAUGAGAACAGUCAACAUCCACCUUCUUAAGAUGAGCCUCAGUACAAACAAUACUACCAGGCAAGACUGCAACCAAUUUGACAUGGUUAUACAUGGUUUUGUAUUGUUCUUAUUAUAUUUCUACUUACAUUUUCAUUGGUAUUUUUAAAAAAAAUACAGUUAAGACAAAUAAGUUAAAAUUGAAGAAACAAUUGGCAAAAUGUCAACAGUGGGCACAUUUCCUAUAUCAUACAGUUACUAUUGUUAAGGCAAUUUGCCUAUAGUUGAAAAUAUGUGUGUAGUUUCAUAUUUAAAAUGAUCCUGUACUAAUCAAGUUCAACUAUCUAGUUUGAUUAGCAGUAGUCUUGUCUUGUCCAGGCUAUUCCACUGCCGACCGUGGGAGGAGGGCUUAGUUCGGCCAGGGUGUCCUCGGCUCACCGUGCACCAGCGACCCCUGUAGUCUGGCAGGGCGCCUGCAGGCUUGCCUGUAAGCUGCCCAGAGCUGCAUUGUCCUCCGACGCUGUAGCUCUGAGGUUGCUGCAUGGUGGGUCUGCACUGUGAAAAGAAGCGGUCGGCUAACGGCACACACUUCGGAGGACAGCGUGUGCUCAUCUUCGCCCUCGCGAGUCAGCGCAGGGGUGGUAGCGGUGAGCUGAGCCUAAAAUAAUUGGCUAUUCUAAAUUGGGAGAAAAUUAUCAAAAAAACAAUUGGUGAUGACUACAUUUUUUGAAAAAAAAUAAGGCCAAAUUGUGGAAAGCUAAGGAUUCUAUUUUUGUGGAUGAUGCUUUAAUAAUAAUAAAUUACCGAACAAUUACCAUGUUUGACCACCAGAUGGAACCAAUGACAGUGUCAAAGUAACAGUCUUAGUCUUUUUUCCUAUCGGCUGUAAAUCCCAUUUAUUGUACUGUAAUCCUCCUGGUAUCUGUAGCUUCUCUCUGCCUACAGCACUGCAGGGUUGUCUGCCUUACACACUGUUUAUCAGUCUUUGUCCAGGGCAUAAUUCAGAAAUUAGUCUGGUUCAUCUGUUAUAAUGAGUGCCCUUCCCAAUCAGAACAUCUAAAGUAUUCCUUGUGUAAUACAAGAUUCAUCUUCCCUUGGACACAAAUCAGAUUAUAUUCACCCUCUGCAUAUCCUAGAAGUGGACUAAUAGUGUUACAUUUUUAACAAGGUUUUAUCUCUAUCUUAAACACAUUGAAAAUCGGUCAAUUGCUUAACAGACAGGUCAGAAGUAAAGCUCUUCUGCUCAUCCCUUUGGGUAUUUUUUUAUUUUUUUUCUUCAGUUUGUAAAUGUCUGUUGUAAAUGAUAAAAUACUGGCCUCUCAAGUGACAUUGGAUUUUAUUUUUUUUAUUAUUGCUGUUUCUGUCACACUCUUAGGCGUUUGUGUGUAGAUGAACAUGUCUCAUAGGAUGUCUUAAUGAUUUCUUUCAUAUAAACCUUUAACAUAUGGUUGAAAGACAGCUCUUCCAUCAAGCUUGUGAAGACGGCCGUAUCCAGACGCUGACCCCUGAAUGAACCCUGAAGGAGGUUUCCUGAAGCGUUGCCAUUUCCUAACUACCUGUUUCUGCACAAGUCACAGGGGUAGCUGUCGUAGUCUGUCAAUAAAUGUUCCAUGCAAUCUCAAUAAUACCUUCAUUUUGUCCAUGGUAUGUUGUUGUUGCUACCUGCCACAUUUCAGUGCUGUAUGGCACUGUCCCAGGCAUGUUCAAUGAAACUAUCAGGUUAAUUUAAACUAAUUAGUACUGUACACACUGAAAGAGUCACCAUAAGCAGAAGCAUUCGCCUUACAGAGUAAGUAGCUUCCUAUCACACAUCCUUUACGUUGUUAUGAUGUUUGCAGUCAUUGAGUGGUUCUUAUUACAAUCUCUUCAGUUCUGUGUUUUUCAGUAUCCUGCCACAGAUACAGGUAAUACAGGCCAGCCAGAGUCUCUUUAUGGUAUGUUUAUUGCCAGCAAAAUAAAAGGAAACUCAAUCACUCGAUGGCUCUGGUUCUAUGAAGACACAUUGACUGAUCUAGCCUAUCUAACAUGUAUCUAUGGCAGGCAACUAGAACAUUAAAGCCGCUCCUGAACUCUGAUGAAAGCACCUUAACACAGACUUAGCUUGAAGCUCUUUAAACAUGUCAGCCCUCUGUUUACAACAUUAGUGAAGAGUAGUCCAGACCACAGUUUGCCCAAGACUGAAUGCAAGUCUCUGACUGAGGUACAUUGGUGAUUUUUGUGGCUUUUUGUGGUCUUUGCCUUUUAAAAAAGCACCAAAAAUGUAUAUGCAGCACUGUGUCAAAUAAAAUGACUGGAUUGUA